AUGUCAUCACAGGCUGUCGAACACCUCAGCACUCAGUUAAGGGGCCAGUUUGCAGGCAGAGAACCUUGCAAGUUCCAGGUGCAGAUGAUUCAAGCACAAGAAGAGCGUUGCGAUGCUAUUUGCCAGGCUGCGACAGGCAUGGGUAAAACAGCCAUCACAGCCGGACCUUACGCGCUGGAGAAAAACAAAGGGAGGGUGACAUUCAUGAUAUCACCCCUAAUUGGGCUGCAAAAUGAAAUGGCUGAAACCUUCCAAGAAGAAUACCAUGUAUCCGCCAUAGCAGUCAACAGUGCACAUCGCGGAUAUACAUGGGAGCUCAUGCGGUACAUCAUCAAGGGGAAGUAUCAAAUUGUGCUCAUAUCCCCCGAGAUGCUACUGUCUCGCCAGUUCAUUGACAAUGUCCUUUGUGCUCCCGAACUGGCAUCAUGGACACCAUUCAUUGCUUUGUCUGCCUCGCUUACUCAGCGCGUCACACUCAACAUUGUCGAGAAGUUGCAGUUCACCCGUUCUGCUCACUUGUACCUGAAUCUUGGCAACAAUCGUCCAAAUAUGUCGCUUGCCCCAUACAACGCAGUCCAUACAAAUGAGUACCGCACAGAGGCAAUGCAACAGUUUCGAAGUGGUGAUAUACGAAUCUUGGUGUGCACGGACACCACUGGGAUGGGCUGUAAUAUCCCAGAUAUCGACAUUGUCGUGCAGUGGAAACUGCCAGACAAACUCUCGAGCUUUGUUCAACGAGCAGGACGGGCGGCUCGAGCCCCUAAUAAAACAGGGCUUGCAAUUUUAUUGGUUGAGCCAAAUGCAUACUCUAUAGCAACCCACAAUCCUCCUGCAGUCCAUUCACGCCAGAAUAACUCCAACGCUCGACGCUUGAAGCCCUACACCAAGUCUAAGGCAGGUACAACGAAGAAAGCGAGUCAAGAUUACGCACGAGCACAUGGUCACUUCCACAGUGGAUGGACCACCGCACACGACGUCAUAGCACCAGGAGGCGUCAGCCUCACAUUCAACCCUCAAGAUCCCACGGAAGGACUGUAUCUUUUCGUCCAGGCUACAACAUGUCGUCGGUCCAUCCUAUGCAAGGUGUUUGAUAAUCCUGAACCUAAUCCCAUGGUGGUUUAUUGUGAUAUAUACAACCCCACAUUGUUAAAUCAGACCCAACCCGGGACCAAGAAGCGCCGCGCUGCAAGAGAGGCAAGUAAGACCGCUUUUGGACGCCCUAGCACUAUCACAACCAACACGCUCCGGACGUGGCACGACACCAUCCUUGCACACAAUGCUCCAGAUCAGCUCUAUCUGACAUUGAAUUACCUCGCACCAAACUGGCAGCUCUGGCCCAAAUAUGGGCCUGAGUUGUCUUAA
This is a messenger RNA of Heterobasidion irregulare TC 32-1, 1362 nucleotides long. RefSeq lists its product as uncharacterized. NCBI's taxonomy places the organism in Eukaryota, Fungi, Basidiomycota, Agaricomycetes, Russulales, Bondarzewiaceae. Gene Ontology annotation, cellular component: cytoplasm; chromosome; nucleus. Gene Ontology annotation, molecular function: 3'-5' DNA helicase activity; nucleic acid binding; four-way junction helicase activity. The record is from RefSeq and is a predicted model, not a curated record. Gene Ontology annotation, biological process: double-strand break repair via homologous recombination. Bases 1 to 1362 code for a protein of 453 amino acids. The transcript has 8 exons.